Manduca sexta (tobacco hornworm) is the source of this 1628-nucleotide messenger RNA. Its product is annotated as DNA helicase MCM9. The coding region runs from base 40 to 1509 and encodes 489 amino acids. Gene Ontology annotation, biological process: double-strand break repair via homologous recombination. The transcript is spliced from 10 exons. NCBI's taxonomy places the organism in Eukaryota, Metazoa, Arthropoda, Insecta, Lepidoptera, Sphingidae. Gene Ontology annotation, cellular component: nucleus; MCM complex. The record is from RefSeq and is a predicted model, not a curated record. Gene Ontology annotation, molecular function: ATP binding; single-stranded DNA helicase activity; single-stranded DNA binding.
CUAACCUAUAAAAUUAACGCAAAUUGUAAACAAACAAAAAUGAUCCGUGAAUAUUUACUGAAAUUUCAUUUCCACGAUUGUAUUAACAUUUUAUCAGAAACGGAUAAUCUUGGUUAUUAUAGUAUUAAAAUAGAUUUUUUAAAACUAUUUGAAACGUACCCUGACGUUGGAGAUAAAGUACUUUGUAGCCCUGUAGAAAGUUUACCAAUCUGUGAUAAUGAUAUAAUCAAGGUUCAGCAGAAUAUUUUAGAAAAUAUAGAGUAUAAAGAAAUUACAUCGAAAUUAGUUAAUUGUCAUUUAAAAAGGAACGUUCAUGCAAGGUUUUUCGGUCUACCCGUUUGCCCUGAAUUGCACAGGACUAUAUUUCCUAAGAAUGUGGAUUUGGGAUGCUUUUUGAAAGUAACUGGUACAGUAGUCCGAGUGACUCAAUCAAAAAUGUUAGAAUACCAACGGAAGUAUGUUUGCAUGAAGUGCAAAUAUGAAAACUGUGUUGAAGCAGAAUUUAAGAACAGGUACAUACUAAAGGCUCCUUCCAAAUGUGGUAAUGAAAACCCCAAAUGCAGAUGUUCAACAUUCACACAAGUACAAUUGGUGUCACGAGAAUACUGUAAGGAUUAUCAAGAAAUGAAAAUACAGGAGCAAGUAAACAAAUUAAGUAUUGGUUCAAUCCCUGGAUCUUUGUGGGUAGUGUUAGAAGAUGAUCUGGUUGAUUGUUGCAAGCCUGGAGAUGAUGUAAUAAUUUGUGGAGCGGUUCGACGCCGUUGGAGACCGUCAGUUCAGAACAAGAAAUCUGAAGUGGAGUUAGUUUUGCAAGCCAAUUACAUUGAAGUGUGUAACGCACAACAAUCAGAAGUGGUAUCUAAAGCACCCGAUGUUAAGGAAUGCUUUAAUGAUUUCUGGUCGAAGUAUGAAUCAUGUCCUUUAAAAGGAAGAGAUCAAAUUUUAAAAUCAGUGUGUCCUCAGGUGUAUGGUUUACAUUUGGUAAAGUUGGCAGUUUUGCUCACCGUUAUAACUGGGGCAAACCAUGUUGAAGAGGAUGCUAAUAAAAAAUCGGCACAAGAUGACCAACAUUCAACCAGAGUUAGAGGACAAUGUCAUCUUUUAUUGGUUGGUGAUCCAGGUACUGGGAAAUCGCAGCUGCUUCGUGCGGGCGCGGACUUGACAGCGCGUUCUGUGUUCACUUCUGGAGCCGGCAGCACGCGAGCUGGACUCACUUGCGCGGCUUUAAGGGAAGAAGGUGAAUGGCAACUAGAAGCGGGCGCUCUGGUCCUCUCUGACGGCGGCGUGUGUUGUAUAGACGAGAUAUCGCAGCUCCGCGAACACGACCGCACCGCCAUACACGAAGCUAUGGAGCAGCAGACAAUCUCUAUCGCUAAGGCUGGCAUUGUAUGUAAACUGAACACGCGUUGCGCCAUCAUUGCGGCGUGCAAUCCUAAAGGACACUACGAUACCGAUCAGCCGCUUAGCGUCAACGUAUCACUUGGGACUCCAUUGUUGAGUUCGAUCUAAUAUUCAUCCUACUUGAUUCAAAAAACAAAGUCUGGGAUAAACUGGUGUCAUCUUACAUAUUAUUUGGUGACACCAGUCCUAAUGAAUCAAAGAAGACAUGGAAUCUGGAAAAGUUACAA